Coregonus clupeaformis (lake whitefish) is the source of this 1722-nucleotide messenger RNA. RefSeq names its product proline-rich protein 36-like. The transcript is spliced from 3 exons. The coding region runs from base 1 to 1722 and encodes 573 amino acids. The record is from RefSeq and is a predicted model, not a curated record. Lineage: Eukaryota; Metazoa; Chordata; Actinopteri; Salmoniformes; Salmonidae.
AUGCCUGCCCUGCCGCUGCAGCCACUGCCUGGCCUGCCUGCCACCUGCACCUGCCUGGCCUGCCUUGUGCAUGCCCUGCCUUGCCAACUGCCUGCCCAUUUCCCUGCAGCCGGCCGCCCCCUGCCUGCCCUGCCUAGCACUGCCGCCCGCCGCCACUACCCCCUGCUAGCCACUGCCUGCACCUGCCUACAGCCACUACCUUCACCUGCCUCACAGCACUCCCCUACUAGCCUUCUGGCUGCUGCCUGCCCUGCAGCCUGGCCCUGCCUGCCCUACUGGCCCCUGCCCUGCCUUACAGCCACUGCCUGCCCUGCAUGCCUGCCUGCCUGCCUCUCAGCCCUGGCGCGCCUGCCUGCUGCUGCCUGGCACUGCCUUCCUCGCCCUGCCUGCCUGCUGCACUGCCCUGCCCUCUCUGCCGCCCCUGUACCCGCCUACCCUGCCAGCCUGGACAACACUGCCUGCCACGCCCUGCAGCGCUGCCUGCCCUGUAGCCUUGUCGCUGCCUGCCCUGCCCUGGCCACUGCACUGCCCUGCCCCUGGCCACUCGCCUGCCCUGCACCAGCGCCUGCCUGCCUGCUGCCUGCGCAGCCACUGCCUGCCCUGCCUUACAGCACCUGCACCCUGCCCUCGCAGCAGCACUGCCUGCCACCCCUCCUGCCUCCCAGCCCACUGAACGCCGCCCUGCGCCUGAGCCUGCCUGCCCUGCCACUGGCCUGCCUGCCAGCCUGGCGCUCGCCUGCCCUGCCGUCCCCACAGCCCGCUGCCUGCCCUGCCUGCCGGGCUUGCACUGCCUGCCCUGCCUGGCCUCCCCUGAGCUGCCACCUGCCCUGCAGCACUUCUGGCACUGCUCUUGCUCUCCUGCACUGCCUGCCCCGCACACUGCCUGCCCUGCCUGCCCUGCUAGCCGACACUGCCUGCCGAACUGCACUGCCUGCACCUGCCGGACUACUGCACUGCCCUGCAGCCUGCCUUUCGGCUGCUCCCCCUGCCACCGCCUGCACUGCUGCUGCCCUCCACAGCCUCACACUGCCCUGCCUUCCCUGGCACUGCCUGCCUUUCUGCUCUGCCUACACCUUGCUGCCUGCCCUGCAGCCUGGCACGCCUGCACCUACAGCCACAGCCCUGCCUGCUCCCUGCCCGGGCACUGCCUGCGUCCUGGCUCCACUGCCUGCGCACUCCUGCCCGGCCUUGCUGCCCUGCCCUCCUGCACGCCUGCACACCUGCAGCCUGGAACUGUACCUGCCCCUGGCUCUGGCACUGCCUGCCACUGCCUUCCUGGCGCCUGCCUGCCUUACCCAGCACUGCCCUGCCUCUGCGCGCCUGCCUCGCCCUGCCCCUGGGCCUGCCUGCGCUGCCUUGCAUCCACCCGCCUCCUGGCACUGCCUGCCUGUUUUCACCUGCCAACACUUCACCUGCUACCUUCCAGCACUGCCUGCCCUGCCAGCCUGCACGGCCUGCCCUGCCUUACAGCACCUACCUGCCCUGCCUGACCCUGCACCUGCAGCCUACGUGCCCUGUCUCCGCCUGACUGCCUGCCCUCUCAUGCCUCCUGCCCUGCCUGCCACUCCUACCCCUAGUCCUGCCUCUGGCCAGCACUUGCCUGCCCUGCCGCUGUGCCCUGCCCUGCUACCUAACACUGCCGCCUGCAGCCUGCUGCUGCCUGCCCUGCCCCACAGCACUGCCACCCCGCCCCUUACUGCGCCUGCCUGCCCUGCUGCCUAG